Helobdella robusta is the source of this 1050-nucleotide messenger RNA. RefSeq lists its product as hypothetical. NCBI's taxonomy places the organism in Eukaryota, Metazoa, Annelida, Clitellata, Rhynchobdellida, Glossiphoniidae. The transcript has 3 exons. Bases 1 to 1050 code for a protein of 349 amino acids. The record is from RefSeq and is a predicted model, not a curated record.
AUGUGUAAAAAGAUUGCUCAAUUGACGAAAGUAAUCCAUUCCCUGACGGUGAAACAAUGGGAGGAAAAGAAAAAGGCAGACUUUACAGAGAGCUUGAUUUCACGUAACGAUGCAAUUAUGUCUGAUCUCAGAAACAGAUUGAAAAGUGAAGAAGAAACGAAGGCAAGCAACGAGAGAUUAAUAAUUUCAUUAAGAGAACAGUUAGCAAACAGCCAGAAAGAAUCAGCAGAUUUGAGACAGCUCUACGAAGCUACAUUGAAAUUACUAGCAGACAACAUGAGAGAUAUAAACACAAAGCAUAAAAACGAUUUGAAAACCAUCGAAAAGACAUUUAACAAACUUAAAAAUGAGAUAGUACUAACCCAUUUCAACGAAUUCCAAUUGAAAAUGGAGACAUUCUUUAGAGAUAAAAUUGAUCUUCAACAGAAAGUGAAUAAGAAUCAACAUCUACAUAUUUCAAAUGUCAACGACCUCAAGCUGAGAAUUGUCGAACUUGAACGAGAACUUACUGAAAGAACGACGGAAAUUUCUAACUUAAAAUCAAAAUUAGAAAGCGAAAAAUCGGAAAUCGCUAUCCUAAAUUAUGAUAUCUCGCAUUUAAAGGAAAAAAUUAGAGUAGAAGAUUUGGCCAAAAGAGCAAACGCUGUCGAUAAAGAAACCAACACGAGUUCUAACAUUAUAAAUGUCAACAACUCAGAUAUAACCAACCAAUCAUCAGAACGAUCACCACCAUCAUCAUCCCAUUCAUCAUCAUCGUCUUUCGUAACGUCAUCAUCAACGUUUUCAUCACCAUCUUUUCUAACACCAUCAACAUCGCCGUCACCAAAUUUAAACAACGAUAUUGACAGAAACGUAACAUCGGCGUCAAACAACCUCGACAUUAUGUUGAAAAAUCUUUCCAACAAUAUCAACGAUGCUAAAAAUGUUGCAAAAACAUUAUGGCAGCUAAUUCUCAACAGCAAUAACAAUAACUAUAAAAGCAAAAAUACUAUAAUAAAUAAAACUGGUAACAAAUUGAGAAGAAAUAAUAUUAGUAGCAACUUGAAUUGA